UCCUCCAGUUAGAUUUCAGACUCUAAUCUGUGCUGUGCCCUGUGAGUGAUCUUAUGUAAGUGUCUGUGUGAACUUCUAAAAUAAGCUCAUAUUAUAGAGGAAAUGUUAUUUAUUAAUCCAAUAAUAUACCACUGUCUGUGAUCAGCUAUCCAGCUGUCACUUGGUACAAAUCUUGUUAAAUGUUGACAUUUCUGCAUUGGUUAUAAGCCGAUGUUGUUGUUGUUGUCCUCUUUUUGAGAAUCCAGCACUAUGGAGGUUAUUGAGAUCUGGGCCAGUGGGUCCUGCACCACAAGGUUAAGCGGCAAUGUGAUUAUCCCCAUCAUGUGAUCUACAGCCGGGGUAUGAAAGAGGGCCUUUUAUAUGAGCUGUGAGCACUUCUCAGAGGUUCGCAUGCACUGAACAGAUACACCACAGCCUCUCCAUCUCGUGGAACUGAGGAGGUGACCCUGCUGGGGGGUUCAUCAUGGAUCAUCAUACCCCGGGCCACGCCUCCAACUUUCAGUGGCUUUCCUUUGCCUACCAGGGCCUGACAGAAAUCCCCUAUGACACAAUUCUAACACAGAUGGACACUCUGGAGGUGCUGGACCUGAGUUACAAUCUCCUGAAUGAACCUUAUUGGAACCCGGCUCUGCUGGGUCAGCUGGAGAAGCUCAGCACUCUGAUCCUGGACUGCAACAACUACACAUCUCACAUCAAGUUCCCCUACAUGCCCAGUGUCACCACCGUGUGCAUCAACAAGAACAAGAUCAACAAUCUGCCUGUGUUUGUGGAGGAAAUCCGACGGAAGUUCCCAAACAUAAAGAUCCUCAGUAUGAUGAACAAUGAGGCAGCACCUAGCUAUUUCAAUGGAGGAAGUCUGACCCAGUACAAAGACUACAGACAAUACGUCAUCAGUCAGAUCCCAAGCCUGGAGAUCCUGGAUGACACUGAGGUCUUGGAGAAGGAGAGAGCCCAGGCAAGAAAAACCUACCGGCUGCAGCAGAGCAGCCACAGCAGCAGAAAGAGGAAGGAGGACUCAUCAAAGAAACACACGCACAUACACAAAAAGUCAAAUACUCUCAUAAGACAAUAGGAUAUAUUACGUUUUUGAAGCCUUCCCUGAAAAUCCACCCGCACACUGCCAACAAUCACACACUGUCUGUUCUGUAUCUGCUUGUUUCAGCUCAUAUUUGAAGCUACAGGAUGUUUACACAGAGUUUAAUAUUCAAAUCCAAACACCAUGUUUUAUAUAGCUGUAUUAUCUAAUUAAAAACAGAAAUAUUA
Molecule: messenger RNA, 1263 nt
Organism: Dicentrarchus labrax (European seabass)
Lineage: Eukaryota; Metazoa; Chordata; Actinopteri; Moronidae
Exons: 5
Coding region: 464-1072 (202 amino acids)
Source: RefSeq, a predicted model, not a curated record